GUUCAAUAGGCUGAAUAAAAUGUAGUCAGUGUGACUGAAAAUGAAAAUAAUUUUUCACUUAUUUAAAAAGCGCUAUGAUAUAUUAUUUAAGACUAACUAUGUUGGCAACGUGGUAAACAUAACAUGAUCAGGAUCGUUUAGAAUCUUUAUUGAUUCUCAAAGCGCCAACAAAAGAUUUAUACAUUAAACUUUUGUGCUAAAAGUAAAUAUUUAAAGUUUUAAAUGCCUUAAAAUGUCGCGGAAUAAAAUUGAUUUAGAUUUCGCAUUAUUCAGCGAUAUCCUUGACGACGUAGAAAAUAAAAGAAAGGAAGACGAGGACUUUUUUGUUUCGCCUAAAGAUGACAAUUUAGAAGGUAAAAAAAACUUUAAUGCUGAUAAUAAUACAAAUAACGAAGUUUGUUUACCAGAGAGCAUGACUGAAGAAGAAAAUGAAAAUGAAUUGAAAACGACUGAAACAAAACCAAACGACUUAGGAGAUAAAAGCGAACUGACUUCAGAGGAAUCGGAUUCUGAUGAUAACGCAAGUGACAUUGUGAAGAACAAAAAGCAACUUGACGAUGAACAAAGUUCAAGCGAAGAAAGUGAAAACCACUAUGUUACAGAUACAGAAAGUGAACAUGGCGAAAAAAGCAAACCAAUAAAAAGUGAAAAUGAAACAACGGACACAGAAAAUUCAUCGCCCGCUAGAGUGACGUUUAAAGAUGAAAAUUCUGAAUUUGAAGGAAAUGAUUUAAACAAAGGCGAGAAAAAGGUUUCCUUUGUUUUGGAACAUGAUAACUAUCGUGCUAUACUUGACGAGCUCGACCACAGCGAUAAAACAACACAUACCGACAAGAAAAGUAAAUCCAUUUCUGAUGAACAAGAAACACCUGAAAAAGCCUUGGUUUUAUCAUCACCCAGAAAAAGAAAGAAGAAAAAAUUGAAACGAAGCACUGAUGUUUGUUUUUGUAACUGUUGCAAAAAUUCAAUUUAUAGGCGAUCAAAUUUCCCUGUCUUAAGGAAUCUUUUUAAUGAUGACACGAAAAUUCUAACAAAGCGUUCGAGUAUGGAAAAGAAAACUAUUGUCAGAAAAGAACCAAAAGCAAAAGAAACGGAAACAAUGGCAAAAAUUGAGGAAGAACAUCACCUUGAUGCGAGCUUAAAAGACACCGCGAACCCAGCUUUGCGGGAAUGGUUGGAAAGAAAAAAUAAGAGCGAAAAGGAGAAACGAAGAAAAGAAAGAAGGGAACGAAAAAUAAGACGUAAAGAACAAAAAAUCUCAGCAUCGCAAGAACAAUACAAGGUUGAUAAAUUACAAGAGUGGAUAAAUCGAAAGAAACAGGAGUUACGAGAGAAUAAGCACAAGCUUAAACCGUUUAGUAAUAAAGAAAAAGAAAAAGCAACCCCUCCAAAGAAUCUGAAGUAUUCACAAAACACAAUGGAACAAGAACGCACACGCACACGCGCACGCAAGAUUAAGCCAGCUACUUCGUGCCAAGAUAUAAUGGCAGCAAGUAAAUCUAACAGACCAUCGACGUCGCCAGUUAAACGUCAGCCGAAAAACAACAAUCAAUCCUUUGAUAAAUUUCGUCAAGUGUAUUUAAAUGAUGAUUUGUGUCCGGAAGGUUACACAUCAGUUCGUUUGUUUACAGAGGCUAUAGUGAAGGACGCCUUAGAAGAAAUGGAACGCAAUAUCCGCAUGAAGAAAACACGCUUAAAGAAACCAAAGACAACAUCUUCACGCACUGACGCAGAUGCAAGAAUGAAGGAACGCGAGCAUUCAUCAUCCUUCGCGAAAGAUCGUACUAGUGAUAAAAAUGACGUUGUUGAGUCGAAACAGAAAACAAAAAGUUACAAUGAUUGGUUGCAAGAAAAAAAAGAAAUAGAUAAAGUCAAAAAAAAAGUAAAACAAAAGGAGGAUUUUUAUGACGAGCUCGAGAAUCGCAUCCUACAGGAAGAGAAAGAGAGAAGGCGAGAUGAAGUUUUACAAUCAAAGAAAAGAGUGAACACCGGCGUUCGGAGAAACAACAAGCUCGUCAAUGCGGAUUUACCUCCUAUUUCAAAACGCCUAGAACCUUUGGGCAGUGAGAGCGUUAAAGAACACCAAAAAGAUAUAUUAACAGCAGUGAAAAAUGACUUUUCCCACAAAGCGGAAUUAAAAAAUGAAGAAAGCAGGGACAUUCAUUAACUCAGAGCAAGGAGUUCUUACAAUACGUAAACUUUGCGCUGUCAAUUACAACCAAAAACACAUAUUUUUAAAGAAUUCUAACAAAGCAACAAUUCUGCAUGUAGACGUAUAAAGCAUUCACAUUCGCAUAUUUAUUCCAUAGAUUUUACGACAAAUAAUAUAAAACGAAAUAUAUUACGAAAACUA
Molecule: messenger RNA, 2353 nt
Organism: Hydractinia symbiolongicarpus
Lineage: Eukaryota; Metazoa; Cnidaria; Hydrozoa; Anthoathecata; Hydractiniidae
Product: DNA ligase 1-like
Exons: 1
Coding region: 233-2167 (644 amino acids)
Source: RefSeq, a predicted model, not a curated record